This is a messenger RNA of Hemibagrus wyckioides, 3830 nucleotides long. It is a transcript of the gene socs2, whose product is annotated as suppressor of cytokine signaling 2. Gene Ontology annotation, biological process: phosphatidylinositol phosphate biosynthetic process; intracellular signal transduction. The record is from RefSeq and is a predicted model, not a curated record. Gene Ontology annotation, molecular function: 1-phosphatidylinositol-3-kinase regulator activity. The coding region runs from base 507 to 1229 and encodes 240 amino acids. The transcript is spliced from 3 exons. Gene Ontology annotation, cellular component: phosphatidylinositol 3-kinase complex. NCBI's taxonomy places the organism in Eukaryota, Metazoa, Chordata, Actinopteri, Siluriformes, Bagridae.
ACACACACACACACACUCACACACUCUCUCUCUCACACACACACUCUAUCUAUCUCUCUCUCUCUCUCUUACACACACACACACACACACACACACACACUUAGGAUCUCGCGGUGGACCCAAGCGAUUUCUACUCGAUCCGUCGAUGGAAGCGUGCAGUUUAAGAAAUGAUUUUGAAACCAAACAAACACACAAAUAUAAAGUGGAAGAACUGGCAGUGAAAACAUGCCUAAGGCUGCGGUUCAGGGUUGGACAACACGAGGUCUGUGUCACCCGCCUGGCUGUGUCCUGUAAUCUGGACUAAAUACCUGUCUUUUAACAAACAAAACAACUCUGCUUGUUUUUUGGUUGUUUCUUUGGGCUUUAUUUGGAUUUGAUGUCUGGAGCAUUCUCUCUCUCUCUGAGAUCUGGAACCUGGGAUAAAUAAUUAACACAGUAUUAUAGGAUGUGGUGAGAUUGCCGCAGUGCUUCAUUGAAUCUGUGCAACUGCAUGGAAAAGAUUUUGGAUGGGGCACACACAGUGCAUCUCCAAGUCAGCAGAUUGCCAAGCAUUCGUGGGCCAGAGUGGAAGCUGCAGGCUCGAUGAGCUCCGUGCCGAACCUCCUGGGACUCCUGCGAUCACCUCAGACCUCAUUCCUGAAAAACCUGACACCGUAACACGAGCAAAGGAGCGCAGGCUGGAGCCGAACCGAACGGAUUCCUCUGAGGAAGCCCAGAGAUUACAGAAUGCUAUGACGCACCUUCACAAGUCGGGCUGGUACUGGGGCUCGAUAACGGCAGCCGAGGCUAAGCAGCUUCUGAACGAGGCUCCGGAUGGCUCCUUCCUGGUGAGAGACAGCUCGAACCCGGGUUACCUCCUGACGCUGUCCGUGAAAACCGAGCUCGGCCCCACGCACCUGCGCAUCGAGUACUCUAACGGCCACUUCGGCUUCGACUCCGUGGUGAUGGCUCGUCCUCAUCUCCGCCAGUUUAAGGGAGCUGUGGACUUGGUGCAGUAUUACACUUUGGCUUAUCGCAGGCAGGCGUCUCACCGUGAGCUCGGCAUGGAUCCCGAUUCCCUUCCGGAAAACACGCUGCAGCUGAAACUCACUAAACCGCGGCACAAGGCAGCGCCCGGUUUACAACACCUGUGUCGUGUAGUUAUAAACCAACAUUCUCACAAUCACAGAGAUUUACCUUUGCCCGAAAUGCUCAAAGACUUCCUGCGGGAAUAUCCGUUUGUACUUUAGACUGUAUUUGCUAUUCAGUAUUCCGUUCAAUUUGCUAUUUCCACAUAUAAUCAAUCAAAAGUGGGCGUCUCCCUUCUUACAUCAUUUUUAGUAGGAACAAACACAAGAAAUCAUCCAAAAUAAAUUGUAUGAUCUCACAGGGAUAUUUUCGAACUGUAGCUAAUCUAUCUACAAGCACUACAAACCCCGCCCCCUUUUCCAAACUUCAACCAAUCAGAGUAUGAACCUCGAUCACGAAUCGUGAGCUCUUCCGAAUCCAAUUUCUGUGCUGUUUAUCAAAGACACCAUUUUAAAUCAUUACACAUCUCGCUUUUAAAUUAUUCGUGAUGUUAUUAUGAUAUUGUACUUUGAAAAAAACAAAACAAAACAAAAACAAACAAACACCUGUUUACCUGUAGUAACAUUUUAUCCAUAAAUGAAGAACGGAAGUGUGUGUGUGUGUCGUUUUGGGGGGUUUUAAUGUCCAUGUUGCGCUUAAAAUAUGCGCAUAAUAUGCGUCUAAAAAUGUUGUGCAUGUUAUAGAGUUGAUCUCAUCUGAUUUUUUUUUGUGCCGGAUGAAUUGGAAUAUAGUCCAAACAAUACAAUAAUAGAGAAUUUAUGUUUUUAUUUUCCGCCUAUUUUGAUACAAUUCUGCCAUAUUACAAGCGACACACUCCAUCCAGGUAAUUGUUUUUCUUUUACGAUAUAAUGAUAUAUAUACAGUGAGGGAAAAAAUGAUUUGAUCCCCUGCUGAUUUUGUACGUUUGCCCACUGACAAAGAAAUGAUCAGUCUGUAAUUUUAAUGGUAGGUUUAUCUGAACAGUGAGAGACACAAAAAAAUCCAGAAAAACACAUUUCAGAAAAGUUCUACAUUGAUUUGCAUUUUAUUGAGUGAAAUAAGUAUUUGACCCCUUUGCAAAACAUGACUUAGUACUUGGUGGCAAACCCUUGUUGGCAAUCACAGACGUCAGACAUUUCUUGUAGUUGGCCACCAGGUUUGCACACAUCUCACAUCUCAAGGAAUUUGGGCCCACUCCUCUUUGUAGAUCCUCUCCAAGUCAUUAAGGUUUUGUGGCUGACCCUUCAGCUCCCUCCACAGAUUUUCUAUGGGAUUAAGGUCUGGAGACUGGCUAGGCCACUACAGGACCUUAAUGUGCUUCUUUUUGAACCACCGCCUUGGCCGUGUGUUUUGGGUCAUUGUCAGGCUGGAAUAUCCAUCCACAACCCAUUUUCAAUGCCCUGGCUGAGGGAAGGAGGUUCUCAUCCAAGAUUUAACAGGACAUGGCUCCGUCCAUCGUCCCUUUGAUGCGGUGCAGUUGUCCAUCACCUGGGGAUGGUGUACUUGGGGUCAUAGGCAGCAUUCCUCCUCCUCCAAACACGGCGAGUUGAGUUGAUGCCAAAGAGCUUGAUUUUGGUCUCAUUUGACCACAACACUUUCACCCAGUUCUCCUCUGAAUCAUUCAGAUGUUCACUGGGAAACUUCAGAUGAGCCUGUACAUGUGCUUUCUUUAGCAGGGGGACCUUGCAGGCGCUACUGGAUUUCAGUCUUUCAUGGCGCAGUGUGUUACCAAUUGUUUUCUUGGUGACUGUGGUCCCAGCUGCCUUGAGAUCAUUGACAAAAUCCUCCAGUGUAAUUCUGGACUGAUUCCUCACCGUUCUCAUGAUCAUUGAAACUCCAUGAGGUGAGAUCUUGCAUGGAGCCCCAGACCGAGGAAGAUUGACAGUCCUUUUGUGUUUCUUCCAUUUGGGAAUAAUCACACCAACUGUUGUCACCUUCUCACCAAGCUGCUUGGCGAUGGUCUUGUAGCUUAUUCCAGCCUUGUGUAGGUCUACAAUCUUGUCCCUGACAUCCAUGGACAGCUCUUUGGUCUUGUCCAUGAUGGAGAGUUUGGAAUCUGAUUGAUUGCUUCCUUCUGUGGACAGGUGUCUUUCAUACAGUUAAUGAGCUGAGAUUAAGAGCACUCCCCGAGAGUGCUCCUACUGUAAUCUCAGCUCCUUACCUGUAUAAAAGACACCUGGGAGCCAGAAAUCUUUCUGAUUGAUAGACUUGGGGAUCAAAUACUUAUUUCACUCAUUAAAAUGCAAAUCAAUGUAGAACUUUUCUGAAAUGCGUUUUUCUGGAUUUUUUUGUUGUUAUUCUGCCUCUCACUGUUCAAAUACACCGACCAUUAAAAUUACAGACUGAUCGUUUCUUUGUCCUCCAUGAUAACGUGACAUCAAUAUCACAACAAAACAAAACAAAAUAAUCCAAACACAAACAUCUGAAUAGAGGUGGUGGAUUCUUUUACUUGAGUAUUACAAGUACAAGUUGAAGAAGUAAAGAAUGACUAAUAAAGACGUGUGCGCCUCCAAAUCACUGAUUCUUGCUUUCCUUGAUUGUAAAUGUUUCUGCACUUCUGGAACAAGGAACGUUAGCAAACAAUUUGCGACAAAAUAAAGAUGGAUAAGAUGGAUAACUAAUCGUUAUAAGAUGCUUCUGACAUAACGUGUUUGUUUUAACAUGGGCGGAGUCUUCAAGGAAGAGACCACGCCCACCAGGAUUAUAGGAUAAAGGUAUACGAUUGAUUCUUCUCUUCCUUCUCAUGCGGAUAUUUGAAGGUGUUCCACAUGAGCGAAAAUGAU